Molecule: messenger RNA, 450 nt
Organism: Lasiosphaeria miniovina
Lineage: Eukaryota; Fungi; Ascomycota; Sordariomycetes; Sordariales; Lasiosphaeriaceae
Exons: 1
Biological process (GO): peptidyl-serine phosphorylation; intracellular signal transduction; regulation of mRNA processing
Cellular component (GO): nucleus; cytoplasm
Molecular function (GO): protein serine/threonine kinase activity; ATP binding
Source: RefSeq, a predicted model, not a curated record
GGCGGAUUUCACCCUAUUCACAUUGGCGACAGCAUCGGACCGGAUGGUCGAUUCCGUAUCAUGAAUAAGAUGGGGUCAGGUGGCUCUGGCACUGUCUGGCUCUGCGAGGACACCCAGCACGAGGUAGGCAAGCCAAAAUGGAGGGCUGUCAAGAUCUCAAAGGCAAGAUGCGGCACGACUGGCGCUGUUGAGUUGAAGAUAAAGAACAUUUUUAUUGACCACGGAGUCGCCCCUUGGAGUGCAUUUCACCAUGGAGUUGCCAUCCCUAUUGACAGCUUCUCUAUCGACGGACCAAACGGAACCCACAUGUGUUUGGUCCUCCCUGUAUUGGGACCAAAAAUCCACCGCAAUUUUGCAUUAUUCACUGACACCGAACUGAAGCGGCGAUCUGUUUGCCUUAACAUUGCCCAGGCUAUGAAAUACAUACACAGCCUAGGCAUUUGCCACGGU